GUGAAGUGGUCAGACUCUUCUUCAAGCAGUGUGACCAAAACCCAUAUGGAACUGGAGAAUUUCCUUCUCAAGCUUCCUAAGGAUCAGUGUACUGAGUCUUUUGAGAAGAGCAUCCUGAGGCUCUUGAACCAGGGGGACCAGAGUGAGAGCAGGGAUGUGGAGAAGAACCUCAGGGAAAGGUUCCUGUCUGCUCCUCCAGUCUUCAGGCAGACCAGAAAGGUCUGCAGCUUCUUCAAUUGUGACUCCAGUUACUCUGCGAAACCUGCUAGCUGCAGAUGCAACUGCCCACUGGGUAAGGCCUACCAAGGAGACUGCUCCGAUGCCUCCAGCCAGGAGGAAGAGUCGUAUGUUCAGGGAUACAAGAAAAAGCACGGGACCAAGAGUCCAUGUCAAGGUCUCUCUAGUGCCAAGGGCUCCCAGGGGGAUAGUCGGAGGGGGGCCCACACUGCAGAACAUAAUGGUCCAGCAGAGAGGAGGAAGAGCUGUACGCUGAGGAGCAGCCAGGAGGCGGAACAGGUGAGGGUGGAGGGCUGAACGGGGCUGGCCAGCACGAAGCUGAACCAGACCAGAUAUCUUCCUCAUUCUGAAAUCUUUGGUGAUCUGCAGUACUUCUAAACACCUGGCUGAUCAGUUCAAUGUAUUACA
Morone saxatilis (striped sea-bass) is the source of this 645-nucleotide messenger RNA. Its product is annotated as zinc finger CCHC domain-containing protein 2-like. The transcript has 6 exons. Lineage: Eukaryota; Metazoa; Chordata; Actinopteri; Moronidae. Bases 46 to 534 code for a protein of 162 amino acids. The record is from RefSeq and is a predicted model, not a curated record.